UCCCUCAUCCCUCAUCCACAACCAAAUCCAAAUCCACCUCAUCCCUCUCACAAACCAAAAAAAAGCCCAAUCACAAAGCCCAGCCCAAUCCAAUGGCAGCUUCCUCCUCCUUUUCCACCUCCGCCCUUACUAACCAUCUCACUUCUCGCCUCCACGUCAUCCGCCUCCGGCAGAUCCCUCUCCGGAGCGACGACCAACACAGAGUUCGUCCGCACGUCCUGCAUCGCCACCACGUACCCUCAGCUAUGCUACAACUCUCUUGCCGUCCACGCCACCAAAAUCCAGACCAGCGCCAAGCUCAUGGCCUCCACCGCCCUCGACGUCACCCUAGCGUCAGCGAAGUCAACCUCCGCCGCCAUGGUCAAGCUCCAACAGUCCCACGGUCUCACCCCCCGCGAGACAGCGGCGAUGCGCGACUGCGUGGAGGUGCUCGGUGACUCCGUGGACCUCAUCCGCCAGUCCAUGGCGGAGAUGGCGGCGAACAAAGGCGGCGCGGAUUUCGGGAUGAUGAUCAGCGACGUGCAGACGUGGGUCAGCGCCGCCUUGACCGACGAGAGCACGUGCACCGACGGGUUCGGCGAGAAGGCCGUGGCCGACGGGGAGAUGAUGAAGACGGCGGUGAGAGGGAAGAUUGAGACGAUUGGUCAGCUCACCAGCAACGCCUUGGCUCUCAUCAACGCCUAUGCUACUCUCCAUCACUAG
This is a messenger RNA of Linum tenue, 702 nucleotides long. The record is from the annotation of a GenBank genome assembly. NCBI's taxonomy places the organism in Eukaryota, Viridiplantae, Streptophyta, Magnoliopsida, Malpighiales, Linaceae.